Molecule: messenger RNA, 4117 nt
Organism: Cydia splendana
Lineage: Eukaryota; Metazoa; Arthropoda; Insecta; Lepidoptera; Tortricidae
Product: cingulin-like protein 1
Exons: 12
Coding region: 60-1700 (546 amino acids)
Source: RefSeq, a predicted model, not a curated record
UGGUGUGUGUGGUGUGUGACGUGUCGAGUCGUGUGAUGAGUACGUGUGCGUGUUUAUAAAUGUUGAUUGUUGUGAUGAUGACGAUGAUGUUCAAUGGGCUGGUGUGUGUGGAUUCAGACAAUAGUGACUUUACUAAAGACAGCGGCGGCGGCGGAUCGAGCUGCGCGGGCGCAGGCGCCAGCGAGCGCUACUACCGCGACAAGCUUAUCGCCACGCUACAGAUUUUGGAGAACAAGGAGGAGACGAUACGUGUACAAGGUUCAAGUCUGUGCGUGGCGGAGGGCCGCAUCGCCGAGUUGACCAAGCGGGCCACCCAACUACGGCGGGAGUUGGACCACAAGGCGCAAGAGUUGACCCAGCUGCGGCAGUGCGCAGAGAGCUGCCGGGUUGACAAGAGCGAUGUCUGCAUCAGCACCGACAUUAAGAGUGAUUGUACGUGCGGUCUACAGGAAGAAAACUCGUCGUUGAAAGAAAGAAACAGAACUUUAGAGGAUGAACUAGAGCAAGUUAGGCAAAGAAAUAAAGAUCUCGAUGAGUGCUUGCGGUAUGAACUAAGUGAGCAGUAUGAAAAACAAUUGAAAGAAAAGGAACGAGAGACGGAGGAAGCAGUGGAGAAGUUGGCCGAGGUGGAAAAAACUUCUAUAAAACGAGGCGAAGCUUGCGAGACCCUCAAGAGGCAGUUACAACAGGCACAAGUAUUGGUGGAGGAUAAGACAGCAGAGCUGGUGGAUGUGCAGGAGACGAGCGCCGCGAAGGACGUCACCAUCAGGUGCCUUCAACAAAAGCUGGAGCACUCGGAGACGCUUGUCCAAGAGGGAUUGAAUAAAUUGUCGGAAGUAACUCAGUCGCGGUCGGAUAUACUGUUGAAGAGUCAGGCCACGAUCUCCGAGCUGGAGCACCGGCUGAAGCUUGCCGUGCGGCGCUGCCGGGAGCUGGAGGCCGGGUGCAGAGAGCAAGAGCGCUCAACGUCAAAACUACAAGCGUGUCUAGAGGAGGCACAAGCUAGAGGAGCGCUGCUAUGUGACGAGUCGCGGCGCGUGACUGCCGGCGUCCGCCAGUGGAUGAGGGAGAAGAAACAACAGACCAGAGAACAACAAGAUAAAAUUAAAUUACAGAAAUUAAAAAUUCGUGAAUUGGAACGUUGUGCUCGAAUGCGACAAAACAACGAUCUCACUAGCCAGAGCGAGACAGAACCAAGUUGCAGCGUAUCACCAUGUGAAAGCGGGACGUAUCGCCGCAGACUCAGGCACAUGUGUGCGAGCGAGAUAAUCUCGCCUAGCGUCUCUCUAGCGUGUGUAGGGCGGGAGGACGAGACUGCUAGUUGUUCCAAGUGCGUGUCGAAUAGGCAGCAGGAGAGUGAAAGCGAGAUGGCAAGCUGUUCACGUGCUCCCGUGCCGCCGACAAGAAAGAAGAGGCAGCAGUCUCGCAAUGACCUUAACUGUCUUACCCCACGACUAUCACGCGUCCGCUUCGAGCCCUGCAGCCACCCGGACAUCCGAUGGACCCGCCUGUACAGUCGACUCCCGCGGCAGCUAUCGAGCGGACACGUGGAGUACAGUCAGCCGCGACAAGUGUCUACUGGACCGGUGGACUACAGGCGGCCGCGGCAGGUGACUACAGACGAGGUGCUGGAGAGAGUAGAGCACUUGCAUACCGCGCUGGUUGACGGCCAGAGGCGCUGGGGCAGGCAUCGACGGUGAUAGAAGAUUUCUUUUAUCUUAUGUUAUAAAUAAUACUACCCUGAUCCCUUUCGAAAAAUGUACUCCUCGGCUUCUGAUUGUAUUUAACCUUUUCGACGCCAUGUCAAACAUAAAAGCUGUCACUGGGACGCCACGUCACCGAAGUGUCAAAACGGAAGUUGAACCCUAUGCAUAUGCACGUAGGUCUAUGUUGCUCUGUGGUCAGUGACGGAUUAAUCCGUCGUCGCCUUUGGACCUACGGUGCGGAUAUAUCCGUCAUUGGCGUCCGCACUGGGCAGGCAUAGACGGUGAUUAUAAAUAUUAAUUGGCUUAACACACAAUAAAGUCUACAAGGCCGCCCUUUAGAAGAAGAUAAAUGUUCCAAUACCUAAAACAGUGGACACCGUUCGAGGAAUGAGCCUUAGUUAGCAUUUUUAACUUUAAAGUUAAAAGCAAAUUGUGUAUUUUUUAUUGGAAUCAUGACCAACGUUACCAUAAUGAUAAUGUACCUACACUACCUACAGUUACCGAUAUUGUAUAUAUUGUACUGUACAAGACUUAACUUUUCGGAUGCAUUUAUUUUUAGCACUUACUACUUACUUGCGGUUGUUAUGAUCUAUUUAUUGUCUCUACAUCUUUACCCUGUACACGCGAAUCACUUCUUUAUUGGUCAUCAUUUGACACGACGAAUGGUGCAGGUCGUAUUUAUUAAAUUGUUUGGCGUGUGUAUAAAAUGUAUUGACAGGUUUGAGUUAAACAUUUAAAUUGUGACCAUUGUAAUAGUCGACGAGCAGUGAAGAUUAUCAAGACAGAUAAAUACGUCAUGUAACCGUGUGGUAUUCGUUUGCUAGUCGUAUUAGGUUGUACUUUAUUUAUUAACUAUUGUAUUUAUUUGUAACGAAGAUUGUUUUGUUAAAGGUGAAUUAAAACAAUUAGAUUUACAAAAACGUUUUAUUUUCAUUCAAAAUAAUUCACAAAAAUUUAUAAAAAAAUAAUCUAUUUACAUAACGUACAUAAAUACAUGACUGUACAUUAAUGUUUAAGGUAGCUAUACAGAAUUAGAGAAAGUGACAUCGGUUGCUGUGCAAAAAAAAAAGCUGUUUUUCUAAUUGUCGAUCAAAAAAACGUAAAAUAAAUGUUUUUGUAAUUGUUGUUGUGUGUGUUGUUCAAUCCGGAGGUCGCGGGUUCAAAUCCUGGCUCGUACCAAUGAGUUUUUCGAAACUUAUUAUGACGAAAUAUCAUUUGAUAUUUACCACUAGCUUUUCGGUGAAGAAAAACAUCGUGAGGAAACCUCAUACAUCUGCGAAGAAAUUCAACGGCGUAUGUGAAGGCCCCAAGGCAUUGGGCUAGCGUGGGGACAUUAGCCCAAGCCCUCUCGCGCAUGAGAGGAGGCCUGUGCCCAGCAGUGGGACGCAUGUAGGCUGAAUUAUUAUUUCUAAUUGUAAUUUUUUCGUACCUAAAUAUAUCUAUUAUAGUAAUGGUUUGUCGAAUGAAACCAUGAAAAAAAAAAUGUAAACUUAUAAAAAACAUUUAACGUUCGCAAACGCCAAAUUACUCUCAGCAAUUCCGAAUUUAUUCUGAUAUUUGCUUGGCACUAAUUCAUUUUCAUGUUUUAAAUUAGCGGCAUGGGUUCCCGAGUCCUUUAUAAAGGACAAAUUCUUUUUACUUUUUUUAAAUAAUGCAUGGGACUUGGUUCCAAAUUCGGAACAAUAGCUUGUUGGUCAUUUUGUGUUAAAUUAUCACUGUGACAAUAAAUGUAUUGAAAUGAAAAGUCACAAAAGUGACUUGUCGUGUUAGUGUCAUAAGAUAGGGUAAUUCGCCAGUAACUGGCCACCGGCUAAUAACUGGCCACCCUAAACUAAAACUAAAUGCUAUUCAUAUAUAACUGAAUUCAUUUUAGUAUAACAUUUCAAUAGCUGGCCAUCCUUUAAUAACUAGCCACCUUAUAAUAAUAUGAAUUCUGUUUAUAGGUGAAUAGAAUUCAUUUUUAGUUUAGGGUGGCACUUGCUUAUUCGAGUUUUAGUUAUACGAUCUGUUUCCGUUAUCAUACCUACUGAUCGUCAGACUGACUGUCUUAAAGGUCAGUUCAGUAACUAAAACUCGAAUUGGCCUUUAAUUCGUAAUUUAUAGUAAUCGUGUUCCUGUAGUAUUUUGUAAUCGUUUUUGGUAAUUAUAAAAAUGGGUAAAUUACUUAUUAGUAUUUGAAAUAAUGAUACCUAACUUGUUAUGGGUUUGCGCGGCUUUUUAUAUCGUUCUACUUUAGAGAGAUGUGUACGGCUUCAGAUAAGAGACUUGUAAUUGGAGUCCGGUCCUUUAGUCCUAUUUCGUAACCUUUAGUAUUUAGCAGAGUGCAGAAUUUUAGUUCUACUUUGGAACUCUCUUAUUAAAUGGGAAUUUACAUUGCCAGUUUGACCUUAAGGUUACAAAAUGGAAGUAAA